UUAUUUCGGUAAUUUCGAUUCCUAUCCCUAUAAUUAUUUAAUUUAAAUCUUUUUUUAUACAGAUCUCAGCAUCCCAUUCAAGCCAAAGCUUAUAUUAAGGCAAAGAAUGACAAGGUAGUGCAACUGGCUGCUGACAGGGAGGAAGUUGAAAAGGAGCUUGAUAGAUCUUCAAGUUUGAGAGGUUUCUUUCCAGCCACAACCACUAGUAAAAAAAGGCUGGAUAACCUUAGUAAAAAGUCUCCACCAUCCAGUCAGCAAGGUGAUCAUGAAAAACUUCAAGUAACUCUGGAUGAGUAUGUUAAGAUAACUAAAUGGGAUUCACAAAGCAGCUGUCAGCUUGAUUUUGAUACAGUUCUCACUCUGGCCUGCAUCAUGUCAAAUCUUCCUUUCAAUAUUGUGGAAACUCCAGGAAUGAAGUUGCUCUUGAACUAUUUGGCACCAAAAGCAAUCAUAAAAACACCAAAAACACUUACUACAACAAAGCUUGACAUGAUUCAUCGUAAUGUUGAAAAGGCAAUAACCAAUCAACUUGAGGAAGAAGUACCAGAAUGUGAAAGUGUAGCUUUUACAUCAGAUGGUUGGACUGCAAAAAAUGGUGAUCCUUUUGAAUCUCUCACACUCCAUUACAUCAACAGUGAUUUUGAGUUGAAAAAGUACAGUUUGGACUGCCAAGCUCAUUUAAAUAGGAAAACAGGUCCUUUACUUGCCGAAGGAUUAGACACUAUGAUUUCAAAAUAUAAAGUCUUGGCAAGGCCUGACCUAGAAAGAACAUGUGUGACUGAUGGUGCAGCUAACAUGAAGGCAGCUGUCAGUUUAGCAACUUUAUUGGACAAGCAAUUGGUGUGUGUUGAUCACAUGUUGAACAAUUGUUUUAAAGACACAUUAGGAAAUGGUGAGGUUAAGGUAAUUGUUGAUAAGUGCAAGAGACUUGCUCAAAGGACACAUCAAAGCACUAAGGAUUGGUAUGAAAUCAAACAAGAAUGUGAAUCUCUAGGGUGUAAUCCAAUCAAGCUAAUCCAACCAGUGCAAACAAGAUGGAAUUCAAAUGCAAUGCUGUUCAAGUCAGUGUUAAGAAAUGAGCAAGGUUUGAAGUCUGUCAGAGAUAACAGCCUGAAUGCAAACUUGACAAUACUUAUACCAAGUGAUGAAGAUUUUCAAGUAAUUGCAGAACUUCAUCCUUUCUUGGCAAAAUGUCAAGAAUACUCAGAGAUUUGGUCCUCAGAUAAAACACCUACAGUUCACAAGAUCCAGCAACACCUCUUUUCAUUGAUUACUAUGUGCCAUAGGACAGUUACACAAAAUUCUUCAGGUUCAAGAAUUGCUAAAGAUGCAAUGACCAGGUUUAUAGAAUACUUGAAAACUAGGAUUCCAGAUAAAGGCACUGAAGUUAAUGACUUUAAUCUUGCAAGUGUGUUUGAUCCAUUUUAUAGAGGUUAUUCUAUCACAUUAAUCAAGGGCAACAAAGAUCAUUUAGAUGGAAUAAUAGACCAACUGGUAGAUAAUCAUCCAACUACCAGAGAAUACAAUGAGGCUUAUGAGGCUUCAUUACCUUCUGCAAUGCCAAACUUAGAUGAAGAUAUGGAUGAUUUUGAGAGAAUGGCCAUGGAAAAUGAUGGAAAUGAUGCACCAACUUUGGCAGGACCAUCAGAGCCUCCUCUGAAGAUGGAAUUUAAGAGGUACUUGUCUAUGCAAAAGCCAGCUAAGGAUGUGAAGGUUUUGGAAUGGUGGAAGGUCAAUCAAAAGGAACUGCCAUUACUAGCUGCUAUGGCAAGGAAGUACUUGUGUCCACCAGUGACUUCAUGCUCUUCAGAAAGGCUAUUUUCAUUAGGAGGAAAUAUUAUUAGUGAUAAAAGACACAAUAUGAAGCCAGAGACCCUUCAAAAAUAAUGUUCAUAAAAGAAAACUUUCCACUAGUCAAAUCAAAAAUAAGGUCCUGAGACAAAAAAUGCCCUGGUGAACCAGGCUAUCAGUCUCAACCUCUACCAUCCACCUCUCAAGAUCAACCUCUACCAUCCACCUCUCAAGAUCAACCUCUAUCAUCAACUUCACAGACUCAACCUCUACCAUCACCUUCUCAGACUCAACCUCAACCAUCUCCAUCUACACUAACCCAAUCAACCAAACAGAAAAAAAUGAAAAGUUUUUUGAAACCAAAUGAAUCACAGUCUCAAAGUCUACUACAAAGAGCUAAAAAAAGGAAACUUGUACUUGAAUCACCAAUGAAAAAAUCACCAAUGAAAAAAAACCCUAUAUAUGAUGCAUCUAAAGAUUUAUUUAAUACUGAAGCUAGUGAUAGUUCUACUAGCGUAGCUUAUAGCAGUGCUAGUAGUAGUCGCAAUGGCAGCAAGGACAGUGUCACUGAUCUCACUGAUAGUGAUUUAGAAUAACUGUAUUUUUCAACUGUAGUUCAACUGUAUUUUUGAAAAUAAAAAUUAAGAAAAUUCAAGUUUUUCAAUUCUUAGUAACAAUUUCGAUUCUUUGUAGCAUUUUCGAUUUUUUGCGAUAUUUCCCGCUAAGAACCGAAAUUGGAACCAAAAUUUACGGUAAUUUCGAUUAUUGCCUAAAAUUAGAAAUCGAAAAGAACCGAAGUUAUCGUAUAUUAUCAGAAUCGGAAUCGAAAUUUACCGUAAUAACGAUUCUUUCUUAAAAUAAGGAAUCGAAAUUUACCGUAAUAACGAUUCUUGCCUAAAAUAAGGAAUCGAAAAGAACCGAAGUUAUCAGUUUUUUUUCAAAUUAGGAACCGAAAUUUACCAAAGGAACCGUUUUUCGGUAAUUCCAGUCUCUAGUUGUCUCAUACCCUUGAAUGAAUUAAAUUUUUGCAAAAAUAAGUAACUUUGCUUUUUAACUAAAACUUUGCUUUUUAAAAAACUUUGCUUUUUAAAUAAAACUUAGGGUUUGAUUUAGUUUUUUAUCAAACUGUAUUUAACAACUGUGUCUAUUGGAUUGUAUACCUUUGUUAUAAUUUUGAAAAUUCAGUUGAUUUAUUUGGGCCUUAAUUUUACCUUUUUUUAUGUUUAUUACCAACUUGUUAUUUCAAAACCAAUUUGAUAACAUCAGUGUUGUUGAUUAAUGCUUGUGUAGUUGUCACCUAAUUAUAUUACAACACCUGUGUGUUUAAUAACAUUAACAGUGUGGUUUAAGCUUUUUGUAUUUCAGGAAGGGAUUUUUUAAGGAUUUUUAACAUAGUAGUUAGGUACAUUAUUUAAAAGAGCAGAAUGGUCAAUUUUGUCAAUUUUCCAAUUUAACAUGCCCCAACAAAAUUACAGUUAUUGAUUAAUUUACGUAAGUUAUAAUAAGCUAUGUUAGUUUUUUGUAAAUAAUUUUACUGCUGUUUUUCUGGAUUUCCAAAAACCAAAUAGCUUAUUAUAUAAAGUUUAUGUUUCUUAAGAUAUUUGAUUGGUAAUGAAGUACUCUCAAGAACUUUUAAACUCACUUGUAAGACAUAACAUUUUCACACUUUUUUCCACAAAAAGAAGAAAAAUGAUUUUUUUUUUGUUAUAACAGAUGUCCUUCAUGUGUAAAUAUUGCCUAACCCGACCUCUCAGUAAAUGUAUGUACUUGAGUAAAUACUGUCUAACCCGACCUCUAAGUUAAUGUAUGUACCUAAGUAAAUACUGUCUAACCCGACCUCUAAGUUAAUGUAUGUACCUAAGUAAACAUGACUAAAAAUUGAAUAAACUAUUAUAAAUUUGCAUUCUUAAGGCCUAAGAACUUAAGUCAAAAAAGCUGCUAAUUUUUCUCAAUUUUUCAUAAUGAGUUUCACAUUGAUCUUGACAAACAAUACUUGGAGAAAUAUGCUGAGGACUUCCAGGGAUGUGGUCAAGGCUUGCAGCAGUUUGGUGAGGUAACAGGUUAAGUUUGGUAUUCUAGAGUGCUUUUGACAAUUUUAUAUGUUGACCUUUAAUUGUCAGAAAAAGGUAAAAAAACAUAAUUUUUUUGAAGAAAACGAAUAAAAGUUUGUGACGUUAAUUUAUGUCUUACACAUACACGUCUCCCUUAAAUACCUAAUAAAUGGAGAAUCGAGGUUUGGGCAAGGUGUGGCGUAUCUGGAAUUAUUCAUGAUUUUUAAAUGUAUCUAGAAAAAUUAUUUAAGUAGGUACCUGAUAAUAUUGGACUAUUGAAGGGCAGAAGAUAAUGAUGGACUAUUGAUAGGCAGUAAUGUCGUGCAUAGGCUAACAAGGACACUUGAAAAAAUAAAAGCUUAAAAAAUUAUUUUGACAAUUUCUUUUUUGUGCGUGUGUGUGCCAAACUUGGUAUUAAAAAAAUGUUUUUGAUAACUUGAAGAAUGCCAUAAAAGGAAUAUAACGAGAAAAAGUUUUUAAAAAGAGGCAUUGUUAGUGUAGAUUACUUGGUAGAUGCCGGAACUAUCAUAGUCCUGUGAUAGAACAUUGUACUGCUUCUAUGAUGCUUAGUUUAUUGAUGCAAGAGUAAGGUUCAGCUGCAAAAAAAUUGUGUUAAAAAGAAAAGUUGAUAUUAUUAACCGCCUAAAAAAUAGUUAAA
Hydra vulgaris (swiftwater hydra) is the source of this 4500-nucleotide messenger RNA. RefSeq lists its product as uncharacterized. The record is from RefSeq and is a predicted model, not a curated record. Lineage: Eukaryota; Metazoa; Cnidaria; Hydrozoa; Anthoathecata; Hydridae. Gene Ontology annotation, molecular function: protein dimerization activity.